UAAUUGGCGUCAAAUCUAAUUCUUGUCGCGAUUCUGUUUGAAAUAGGUUGCCAAGACAUUUCCCCUUCUCUCGUCCUUGGUACUGUACUGUGUGCGCCCCCAGAUAUCAUGUCGUUGAGAGGCACCCGCGAUGACUCCCACGCUGGUGGAAAGAACGCAUGGUACUACGCUGACCCUCCGACGCUCACCGCAAAGCUGGACGAGUACCUAGAAGGCGUCCCAGAUGCCAUUGAUGGCAUCAGCUUGCCAGUCCCUCGAGCAAGAGCCGUUAUUGCGCCCCAUGCGGGUUAUUCUUAUUCUGGCCGUUGUGCUGCCUGGGCGUACAAGUGCCUAAACCUCAGCGCCGCCAGGCGUGUCUUCAUCCUCGGGCCGUCGCAUCAUUACGGUCUACCGGGCUGUGCGUUGACUAGCUUUGCGGAGUACAAAACUCCUUUUGGCAACCUGGUCGUCGACGAGGACAUCGUGGGGGAGUUGUGGGACACUGGCAUGUUCUCCGAAAUCCCAACCUGGGCGGAUGUUGCGGAGCACUCCCUGGAGAUGCACCUCCCAUACCUCUACAAGCGACUAGAGCAAACACAUGGGGGAGACAAGGACAAGUGGCCCACCAUAGUGCCGAUCCUCGUUGGCAGCACCGGUAUGAGGGCAGAAAAAAAGUUCGGCAACAUCCUGCUCCCAUACCUCAAGGACCCGGAGAACGCAUUCAUCAUCUCGUCCGAUUUCUGCCAUUGGGGCCCCAAUUUUGAGUAUUACAAUUACUUCUCUCUGACUGCCGCGCGAGAGAUGGAAAAGAGGGAGAAGGCCGAGGCCGAGGCCGAGGAACGGGAGCGGGCUGAGGGCCCUGACAAGACCAGAUGCGAUAAGAAGACCAAACGGGUCAAGAGAUGCGGGGGGGAGCUUGAACCGGCCCUGGUAUCGUACGGAGUGUUUCCCCGCGAGAAGGAGGACAUGGAGAUCCAUGAGAGCAUCAAGAUGCUGGAUGAUCAGUCGAUUGCCGCAGUCGAGACGGGAAUUCAUGAGAACUUCCUCAGAAACCUGAAGCAGACGGGCAACACAGUCUGUGGACGGCACCCCAUUGGAGUUAUGAUGGCAGCGAUGGAAGCGUUGAACAAGGAGAAUCUAGGAGGGCCCCAGGCAAAGUUCAAGAUGGUCAAGUAUGACCGAAGUGACAGCGAGCUCAAGGAGGCGACUAAGUCAAGUGUGAGCUAUGUGUCUUUCUAUUCUGUCGUUUGAGGAGCAUCGUUGCCAGGGAGGUGAACGAGUCGUGAGAGGCGUUGGAAGGCGUGAUGCUCCAACUGUUGGUAAGGAGUUCGCUGGUGAGAGGGGCUGCUUUUCUGGAAGAGGCGGGAUAUCAGAUAUCACUACAGCUGUACAUUGCCAGAGGUGCCCGGACGGAGUAGACAGCGAGCAUUAGAGCUCGAGUGGUGUAGCUUUUUGAAUGGAUGUCAGAAUACUAUGCAGUACAUAAGUACCCACCGGUGCUGCAGUGGAGGCUAGGAUGAUCGGAGAGCUGAGCUUAAGGUAUUGGCAGUUAGCACACCACGACGAUAUGGUCAAU
Molecule: messenger RNA, 1555 nt
Organism: Phialemonium atrogriseum
Lineage: Eukaryota; Fungi; Ascomycota; Sordariomycetes; Cephalothecales; Cephalothecaceae
Product: UPF0103-domain-containing protein
Exons: 2
Coding region: 109-1230 (373 amino acids)
Source: RefSeq, a predicted model, not a curated record